This is a messenger RNA of Linepithema humile (Argentine ant), 3702 nucleotides long. It is a transcript of the gene Gyc88E, whose product is annotated as Guanylyl cyclase at 88E. The record is from RefSeq and is a predicted model, not a curated record. Gene Ontology annotation, molecular function: heme binding; nitric oxide binding; oxygen sensor activity. Gene Ontology annotation, cellular component: guanylate cyclase complex, soluble. Gene Ontology annotation, biological process: response to oxygen levels; nitric oxide-cGMP-mediated signaling; cGMP biosynthetic process. Lineage: Eukaryota; Metazoa; Arthropoda; Insecta; Hymenoptera; Formicidae.
UCUCGUACCUCUCGUAGAGGGAGGAAAGCCAUGCGCAUACGCGCAAUUGGUACUCGCGCACGUGCUCUCUCGCUGGCAGAUUGAUCCCGAAUGUGCGACGCUGUUUGUGUCUCUCGCACACAUAGUACACUCGUGCCGAUCCAGUGUAUAAACAUGCGUGCUUCUCUGUGUGUCGCGAUUCACCUGUUGUAAUACCUGCUAGGAUCCAUUAAGGCGUCGCUUCUUUCUCAUUUUCGCAAGGACAAUUAUAACCGUAUUCCAUAAUGGAGUCGCACGAGGCAGUGUCCUUAAGGAUCUUAUUAGCUAACAGCUAUGCAAAGACGAAGUAGAUUGCAAGCAGAACCGGAUUUAAGUGUGCGAGGAAAGGGGGACGGAAACAGGGGACGAAAAGAGAUCGCUUAUACAGUAGCCUAAAUAGAUCGAGCAAAGGAAAUGGAACGAAGGAAUAGGAAGGCAGAAAUGAGCGGAGAGGGAGACGAGACUGAAAAGUCGCGGAAAGCGGUGGGAGAUCAUAUCGAAUCUAUCUGAUUAUUCCGUACACGGCACUGUGUCGCGUCACACGUGAUUUCGCGUUUCCUAAAAUAUGCAAUGUGCUGCUACUUGCCGGUAAUCUUUAACCUGUUUCAUCUACUCUUACAUCUUUGAAGCUCCGCUGACAGCUUCUGUAAAGAACGUCCGAGGGGUUUGGAAGAAGCAAACAUAAACGAGUGAUCGACGAAGACGUAUCGGGGUGUCAACUAUAAGACAGGACGGCAGGAUUCGUCUGAAGAAACAUGUACGGGUUAAUCUUAGAGAACCUGGCCGAAUACAUACGGCAGGUUUACGGCGAAGACAGAUGGGAGGAAAUACGCAGGCAGGCGUCCGUAGAUCAGCCAAGCUUCAGCGUUCACCAAGUUUAUCCGGAAAACCUGAUACCGAGAUUAGCGAAGAAAGCGAUUCAAGUGCUCGGCGUGACGGAAAAAGAGUUCUUCGACCAAAUGGGCGUGCACUUUGUAGGAUUCGUCGGCCAGUACGGUUACGAUCGCGUACUCUCGGUACUCGGACGGCACGUGAGGGACUUCCUCAACGGCCUGGACAAUCUUCACGAGUACUUGAAGUUUUCUUAUCCGAGAAUGCGCGCGCCUUCGUUCAUCUGCGAAAACGAGACUCGCCAAGGUUUGACUCUUCAUUAUCGAAGCAAACGCCGGGGCUUCGUCUACUAUACGAUGGGCCAGAUAAGAGAAGUGGCCCGGCAUUUCUAUCACAAGGAACUGCAGAUCGAGCUGGUGCGUGAAGAAGUGCUGUUCGACACCGUGCAUGUAACCUUCCAGCUCACCUUCGAUAAUCGCGCCUUCACGCUCGCCUCGCUCGCGAUGACUCGCGAGGAGAAGCAUCUGCCGAUCGGCGCGUGUGUACUCUUCGAGAUAUUUCCCUUCUGCAUCGUUUUCGGCUCGGAUAUGGUGGUUAGAAGUAUCGGAAAUUCAUUAAUGGUCAUAUUGCCGGAUUUAGUUGGCAAGAAGAUCACGUACUUCUUCGAUCUGGUUCGACCACUUAUCGCGUUCAAAUUUCAAUCGAUAUUGAACCGAACAAAUAAUAUUUUCGAGUUGGUCACUGUCGAGCCAGUGCUUACGGAACGACUGAAUGAUCGGCACAGGAACGAAAUUCUCUUGAGCGAUGAGCUUGAAACCAUAGAAGAUAAGACUUUACGGUUGAAAGGUCAAAUGAUAUACAUGGACAAUUGGAAAAUGAUGAUGUAUCUCGGUACACCGGUUAUGCCCGAUCUGAAUGCUUUAAUAGCAACAGGCCUUUAUAUAAACGAUCUCUCAAUGCACGAUUUUAGCCGAGAUCUGAUGCUCGCUGGAACUCAACAGUCCGUGGAGUUGAAAUUGGCAUUAGAUCAAGAACAGCUGAAGAGUAAAAAGUUAGAGGAGUCCAUGAGAAAACUGGACGAAGAGAUGAAGCGUACAGACGAAUUAUUAUAUCAGAUGAUUCCUAAACAAGUCGCAGACCGCUUGAGAAACGGUGAAAGUCCGAUUGACACUUGCGAGAUGUUCGACAGCGUAUCGAUCCUGUUUUCGGAUGUGGUGACUUUCACCGAAAUCUGUAGUAGAAUCUCGCCGAUGGAAGUCGUAUCUAUGUUAAACGCUAUGUAUUCCUUGUUUGAUACUUUGACUGAGAGGAAUCGAGUGUACAAGGUCGAAACUAUCGGCGACGCUUACAUGGUAGUUUCUGGUGCACCAGUGAAGGAAAACGAUCAUGCUGAUCGCGUGUGCGACAUGGCUCUCGAUAUGGUCGAAGCUAUAACUGAUCUCAAAGAUCGCUCGACGGGCAAUCAUCUGCAGAUACGCGUCGGUGUUCACAGCGGCGCGGUCGUGGCUGGUAUCGUUGGCUUGAAGAUGCCACGAUACUGUCUGUUUGGCGAUUCCGUCAAUACAGCAGCUCGCAUGGAAGCGACAAGCCAGGCCAUGCAGAUACACAUAUCUCAAUCUACCCAAGAGCUGCUGUCGCCCUCGUACAAGGUCAAAGAGCGAGGAGAAAUCGAAGUUAAAGGAAAGGGCACGAUGAAGACUUACUGGCUGGAAAAGCGGGAACGACGUUCCGUCACGACCAAAGGGAUCACUAUACAGGAGCCUCCUCAAUGGCACACGAGAAACUUCGAGAAAAGAAUUUCCUCGGUGGGCGGGGUAGGUUUAAUCAAUACAGGCAUGUUCGACAAACUGAUGUCGGGGGAUCCGCCGUCGAGACGAGGCUCGUCGAAGAUGUCAUCUCCGACGCCACCGGGAUCGUCGGGCUUUUUCUCCGAGGAGAGAAGAAUAUAUUCCCCCAUCACCUUCCAGGACGUUGCGCGACGAUCGGUCGCGAAUUCGCCGACGAAAAACGUGGGAGUGCGAGAGUGCCGAUCGAAUUCUAUGAGUGCGGUGGGCAUUAGAAACGCGGAUAUGUUCAAUUCUCUUUUGAGCGACACAGAGGAGCACUUCCGGCAGCAUCGGGAUAGCUUGUCGCCGCGAGCGGAAAAUCAGUCGGCUGGCGUGCACGUGAAGCCGGAAGUGAAAAUCAACGCCACCUCGUCCUCGUCCUCGCAGAGCUCCGAGGACGAGUCGAGCCCCUCGCUGGAUUUGUCGCAGACGCGAAAAGACAACGCAGAAGUGACAACGGGCAAUAAUAACGAGAGCGCGGCGAUUAGUAGCGAUCUCAGCAAUUCGCAGUUGCUUAUGCAACAGGAUCAGUGCUGUCCGGGAUUCACAAUGCCAAAGAGCAGCAAGAUACGCCAUCAAGGAAACAACUGCGUUAUUUUCUAAUAGCAGAACUUUUGUGGGUUCAUCGAUAAAAUACUCGAAAUAUCACUGGCUGAGAAUCAAGUUGUCCUAUGUCGCAAAUUUGCCGUUUUUUUAGAUUUUUAUGCUAGAUCACGCUAUGUUCCCUGAUUCGUUAAUAUUCGUCUUAUUUCUAUAAUUUAAAAAGUAAACAUUUGCGUUCAAGAAAAAUUAAUCAUUUAAACGCUCUAUUAUAAAAAAAUAUAGUAGAUGCCGAACGUAUAAAAUGCAAACAACGUUAUUUAAGCAACGCAACAUUAUAAUUAAAAAAUACAAAAAUAUUCCUUGAAAUAUGUUUAUUCCUUACGGAAUAUAUUUUCUUCGAUAAAUUUUGAAGUAAGUUUCGAAAUAAAAUUACGUGGUUUUUAUCCAAAAAAGUCGUCUUUUCCAAAAAGAAGUACAAAAGAGC